Astyanax mexicanus (Mexican tetra) is the source of this 3892-nucleotide messenger RNA. It is a transcript of the gene ubap2b, whose product is annotated as ubiquitin associated protein 2b. Gene Ontology annotation, molecular function: protein binding. Gene Ontology annotation, cellular component: cytoplasm; nucleus. Bases 128 to 3307 code for a protein of 1059 amino acids. The transcript is spliced from 27 exons. NCBI's taxonomy places the organism in Eukaryota, Metazoa, Chordata, Actinopteri, Characiformes, Acestrorhamphidae. The record is from RefSeq and is a predicted model, not a curated record.
GGUUACUCACCGCCACUCGUGUGUGUGAGGCAGCGUGUGAGUGCUGUGUGCAGGUAAACACACUAACACUGAGGGAGCGGAGAGGACUUUUCUACUUUGUACAUACAUUAUUUUGUAUAUACUGUUUAUGAUGACUUCAGUGGUUGCUGAUGCUGCCCGAGGCAAUCGGGACCGAGUGCAGCCACAGACCACACACACCUCACAGCCACAGAAACAGGUUCAGGCCACAGCAGAACAGAUUCGCCUUGCGCAGAUGAUUUAUGACAAAAACGAUGCAGACUUUGAAGGGAAGGUCCAACAGCUCAUUGAGGUCACAGGCCGAAAUCAGGAUGAGUGCAUGGUGGCCCUUCACGACUGCAAUGGGGAUGUCAACAGGGCUAUCAACUUCCUGUUGGAAGAGGUCACUGCCAAGGACUCAUGGGAGACAGUUGGCAAGAAGAAAACUGUGGGGAAAGAUGCGGUAACAACUGAGAACAGAGAGAGAAGGGCAGACAGGGAGAGCAGAGGCCGUGGGGGGCCAAACAGACGAGGCCGCGGUGCAUCCCGUGUCCAGGAAGUAGGACGCUCGGAGGAGAAUGGGUUUGACUCUGCUCUGGGAGACAGAGGAGGAGAGCGCGGACGUAGAGGAAGAGGCAGAGGUGCAGGAGGCAGAGGGAGAGGCAGAGGAACUGGUGUGAGUAGAUUCUCUCAGGGAAUGGGGACGUUUAAUCCUGCUGAUUACACUGGCCCUGCUGAAUCAGGAGAGGCAGUCAAUGACACUACUGAUGCUGCAGGAACCUGGAGAAGUAAUCUGGAAGAAUGGGCUGCAGAAGACUGGAAUGAAGAUCUUUCUGAGACCAAAGUGUUCACUGCCUCCUUUGUACUUGCAUCGGAGAACCACACAGCAACUAGCCAGGGGGUGGAUCUGAAUUCUCUGUUGCCUAAAGCAACAGAGGUGGAUUCAGAGCUGGCUGGAUUGGAGCCGGCGUCUCCCGAGCCGCUCAUGCAGAGCCUGGUGUUCACCAACUCUCAACAGCACACAGGCCGAACACACACACACAGCUACGCCUCGGCCGCUGCCAACAGCUAUGCCGCUGCUGCUGCUGGCACUUUUGCUCACGCUGCAUCGUCUUUAGGCUCCAGAGUGCCCCAACUUGAUGUACAGAAAGCUGAUCCAAUCAGUACCCCCCGACUUGCUCCUCUGUCCAGUCAGAUAACAGUUGCCCUGACCAAUGGCAGCUCAGCUGCAGAAUCCAGCGUUCCCAGCCCACCUGCACCUGCACCCUUGGCUUUGAGUGAACCCAAGGCGGAAAUCCCUGUUACACUGAGCCACUUGGAUUUGAAGGCCCAGCCCGACCCCUCCCCUAUUCUCAGUCAACUCACCCAGCACCACAACCCUAUCCUCCAAUCGGACCUGCCGGCUCAGGGACGAGAUCCAUCUCCCCCCCUGCCCCCUCACAACAACCCAUCCCCUGUGCUGAAAACCCUGGUGGAGACCAGCGCCCCCACAAUAGCUGAAGCCUCUCAGCCCAAACACAUCAGGCCACAGAGGCGCAGGCUGCCCCCUCCGUCUAAGAUUCCGUCUUCGGCAGUGGAGAUGCCAGGCUCUGCUGAUGUGUCUGGGUUGAAUGUGCAGUUUGGUGCCCUGGAUUUUGCCUCAGAGUCUGCUGUGGAGAGCCCCAGCCAGUCAGAAGCAAGCAGUCAGGAAAUGGCACCUACUGCUCAACCAACGCAGAGCAGCUUGUACUCCAAACCCAGCACUCUUAGUGAGCCAUUGAGUGGUCUUCCGCCUGCUCUGCCUACAACAGCAAUGGAGCCCAGAUAUCCCUCUCCAUCUUUGGGCUUAGCCGCUGCUACAGCAUCUGCUGCCUCAGCAUCCACUAGAACAGAACCCUCAAGGCUGUGCAAGGACUCCACCACCACCUCCUCCACUGCACCUCUCACAAAUGGAUACGGUGAGGUACGAACGUCCAGUACACAAGAUGUUGUUUCAAGCACUCCUCAGUCUGUGUCUAUAACUAUGCCCUCGUCAACCAUACCACCAUCGUCUGCACCAGCCCCUGCUCCAAGCACCGCUCUGCCCUCCCACAACAGUCAUGUAAGCAGUGGAGCUACAUUAGGCUCUAAUGCCCCCACAAGCACUGCAUUCAGUAUGGCCAGUGAUGUCAGCGGAAGUCCGUUGACACUCCCUUCUGGAUCAACAGUCAGCUCUGCAAGCUCAGUUGUCAACUCCAAUGGUCUAAUCACAGGCGCUCCUGGGCUUACCACCAAUGGCCCUUCUGCUCCCUCCACGGCUCGCUCUGCACCAAUGCAGACCAACACCACCUCUGGUAAAGCUCCACCCAAUCUAGCUCAAGGAGUACCACCUCUGUUGGCUAAUCAGUACAUCAUGGGUCCUGGAGGACUGCUUCCUGCAUACCCCCAGAUCUAUGGCUAUGAAGACCUACAGAUGAUGCAGUCCCGUCUGCCCAUGGAUUAUUAUGGGAUGGCCACCUUCCCUGGCACUGCCCCCCUUGCUGCCAGAGAUGGAGGACUAGCAAACAACCCCUACUCAGGUGAAGCCACCAAGUUUACGCGUGGUGAAGCAGCCUCUCCGGCACCCACGACCAGCCUUUCUUCAGUCGCCCAAUCCCAGUCAGAGCCAGGCACGGUUCCUCCUCAAACACAGGGCCCACAGAACCCCGGCCAGGCUUUUCUCAACCCCCCUCUGCCCCCUGGCUAUGGUUACACAAGCCUGCCCUACUAUGCUGGUGUGCCAGGUGUGCCCAGUGCCUUCCAGUACGGUCCCACAGUCUUCAUGUCCCAGGCCUCAGCAAAGCAACACGCAAUGGGGCCAACUGGCCAGUACCAGCACCAGGCCAGCUAUGGUCAGCACGCCUAUGCUUCAGGUUUUGAUGAUCUGGCUCAGGCUCAUGCAGGAGGAGAUUAUGGGAAAGGAGGAUAUGGAGGCAGCUCGCAGUCACAGGCCAAGCCCAGCAAUAGUGCAGGAAAAGCACCUGGAUUAUCAGGUUCUGCCAGCUCUGAUCUUGGUGCAGCAGUGUACAGCAAGACCCAGUCAUUUGAUAAGCAGGGUUUCCCUGCAGCGACCCCUGCAACGUUCAGCCUGCCGUCUGCAUUGGGAGGCACAGGACCCCUAAACCCUGGUGGAGCUCCUGGCUAUGCACCUGCCCCCUUCCUUCACAUCUUGCCUCCCCAUCAGCAGCCCCCAUCUCAGCUGCUACACCACCACAUGGCCCAGGACACACAGGGUCCACGCAAUCAGUCCAGCAGCAUGCAGAAGAGCCAAGGCAAAUCCAGUUACAGCAGCUCCCCCUACUGGGCCAACUGAUCGGAAAUUGGAGGUUAUGUGAACAGUCCAAUUCUCAACCUUCAGUCCUGCAGCUGGCCUGAAACACACAUUAUACACACACAUACACUUACACACUCACACACAAUCUCUCCCUACCCUCCCCACCCCCUCCAAAGUUUUCCUCUGCUUAUUUCUUUUGUUUGUUUUUCUUUCCUCCCAAUUCGGUGUUUCAUGUAAAAUAUUAAUGUAAGUAUUUAUAUAUACUGUAAAUGUUAAAAAGCCGAACAUGAGUUGUGGUCGCUCCGUUUUAUUUUUUUGAAGGAUGUUUUUUUUUUUUUUUGCUUUUGUUUACUUUUUAAAAACUGCAAAGAUGUAGCGAAAAGGAAAACUUUUGAGGGAGAUGGUGGAAAGAAAAGAGGAGGAGGGGAGAAGAUGGGGGGAUUAUGGGAGAGGUUAAUUUUAAGGAAAUGAAAGCAUUAAAUGCUUGUUACAUGGUGGGGUUUGCCACGAUAAAAGGGAAAGUGUUCUCCUUUACACUGGCUCCAAGGUUGUCAACAUAAAAAGAAUCCCGCAAUUUUAUAUUGAACUCCUGUUGCCCUCUGAAUAAAGGUUCUGAGCUAUUCA